AUGUCCGCGGCAGAGAUGAGAGUGCGAAGUACCAAGUACAAGCAGCAGAUGAGGUGCGACGGCGGCCGGCUUUCGGCCGAGACAACUCCGGAGAUCUCCAACUCCAACCCCAACUCCACGUCCGACCAACCUGGACUCCACCUGCACCACAUCAUGGUCACAGCCACGCGAUCACGCUGCUACGAGCGUGAUGCGAACGAUGACGACUUUUACGAUCACAGACCAGCCAAGCGGCGAAGAGUGCAGGAGAAGCCGUUGCCGCCUGCGUGCCCAAGCUACGCCUCCCCAUCUUCCAACAAGCGUGUCGACACUACGAACGAUCUUGGGACUGCUGUGACCCAGCCCGUGCCCACGCAGCUCUUGACGCCAACAUCUUCCACACCAACGCCUUCGUCGGCCCGGAUAUCUGCCUCAUCCGCUCCGAAAGACACCCGCAAGCGAAAGCUCUCAUCGCCCCAGGUUUGCUCAGCAUCACCUAGAGCUGGGGCACUCUCAGCUCCGACUUAUGACUCUAUCAUAUCCAGUCGCGCAUCACGGCCGAAACGAAGCAAUACAAGGAAACAACGGGGCGAUCCCGAUGAGAAUGGAAAGCCCAGCAGCGUUGAAAAGUUGGAAGAGACCACGAUUUUGGAAGGGAAUACCACUCGGGUGCGGGAUGAAGCCUUGAGCGCCAGGGAUACGAGAAACCUCAGCUCUGCAAUGGGAAAAUCACAUGAAAGCACGCUUCCCAGGAAUGACAUUGCGAGAUCUUCAGUUGCCCAGGAUCAUUUCGAACUUCCGGCCUCUGCGAGUCCUACGCCCUCGGCACCCUGUACCCGACCGGAGCAUGUCUACGAUAUCUACGAUCCAAAUUUCGGCGAAGAAGUUCGACUCGCCUACAAAAUCAAUAGUCUGGGGCAAUCUUGUCGCGUGAGGAAGUAUGGUGCAGAAGUCGCCGAAGCAUGGAAGCGUGGCUCCACCCCCGAUGAAGCUCGUGAACAGUGGAGGGUUGAAGCAGCGAGACAACUUGCGGAGGCGGAGGAGAUUAGUGAUUCCGACUGA
Molecule: messenger RNA, 1041 nt
Organism: Neohortaea acidophila
Lineage: Eukaryota; Fungi; Ascomycota; Dothideomycetes; Mycosphaerellales; Teratosphaeriaceae
Exons: 1
Coding region: 1-1041 (346 amino acids)
Source: RefSeq, a predicted model, not a curated record